AACAUGGAUACUUUACUCUAGUUUUCUAUAUAGCGUUAUAGUGAGUACAUAAAUCUAAUCAUCAUCAUGUCAGCAGACCUUGCAUCUCUUGUGUCUCGUCUUGAAACCGUCACAACUAGAUUGGAGAAGGUGGCAAUUGGAGGUGGAGGAGCAGGCGAUGCAGGACCUUCUUCAGAGAUGGUGACUGAUUAUGGAGACUUCAUUGCACAAUAUGUGGAUGCUUUUAUAACAGCUACAAACAAAGUCAAUUCUAAUGAUGUAAAGAAGGCUGCAUCUUUGGUGAAAUCACUCGCUGAAGAACAGAAGAAGUUUCUUGGAAUUGUUGCGCAACAUGCAGAACCAACCCAGGAAGUUAUAGCGAAGUUACUUCAACCAUCUUCAGACAUUAUGACUGAAAUUGGAAGAAUCAAAGAUGCCACUUUCAAAGACAAAGAAUUUAGUUUCUACACAGCCGCUAUUAAUGAGGGUAUGACUGCUUUCGGUUGGGUCAUGGUGAAGCCUUUACCCGCUCCUUACGUGAAAGAAUGUGGAAAUGGAGCUGAGUUUUAUACAAACAGAAUAUUGAAGGAGAAACAAGACAAGGAUUGGGUUAGCGCGUGGAAGGGUGUGUUUCCAGCACUUCAUGAUUAUGUGAAAAAACAUCACAUUACUGGUCUGAACUGGGAUAAAAAUGCUGGCAUCUUUUCCUUGCAUACUUCUCGUUCUGCUGAACAAGAUGCCAGACCCCAACUUCCCCCCAAACCUGAAUAUCUCAAGUCUCAAAAUGAGGUCACAAAAUCUGUACCCCCUACAACAGUCAAGGAAACGAAUGAACCAGAAACAUUGCCUCCUCCCCCAUUACAAAACUGCCCCGAUGCUGACGUUAUACCCCCAUUUUUGCCCCCACCACCCCCACCCCUUCCUCCAGUACUGUCGAAACCAGGAUCAAGUAAUGAUUCUAGUGGCCAUGGCGCAUCUGAAGCUCUUUUCUCUGAAAUCAAUGCAAAAGGUCUAGGAAUAGCUCAGGGUUUGAAGAAAGUCACAGAUGAUAUGAAAACCCAUAAGAAUCCAAAACUACGUCUUCAAUCAGCUGUUCCAUACAAAGCGCCUGCAGCAACCAAACCUAAACCUGUGGCCAAACCUACUGCUGCAGCUCCUAAGAAGACUCCUGUAUUGGCGCUGCAAGGCAAAAAAUGGAUUGUGGAACACCAUGUUGACAGAAAAGAUCUUGUGAUCGACCAAGCCCUGAUGAAGCAUACUGUGUACAUUUACAAAUGUGAAAAAUGUACCAUUCAAAUCAAGAACAAAGUGAAUCAAAUCAUAUUAGAUGGUUGCAAGAAGACUGAUGUUGUGUUUGACACAAUUGUUUCAAGCCUGGAAUUUGUCAAUUGCCAAAGUGUUAAAGGACAGGUUACUGGAAGCCUUCCCACUUGUUCUAUUGAGAAGACCGAUGGAUGUCUGGUGUACUUGAAUAAAGAUUCUCUUGAUUGUCAAUUCAUUACUGCAAAGUCUUCUGAGAUGAAUAUUUCCAUUCCCAAGGGUCAAGACUAUGUUGAAUAUCCGAUCAUAGAACAGUUCAAGACUACUUGGAACGGAACUACAUUUGUUACCGAGCCGAGUGAAAGUGCAGAAUAAACUUGGAACAAGAGCCCACAGCAACAAAUUUUAAUCAACUUUGGUAAUUGGUUCAAAUAUUAAACUAAAAUCAUCAUCUUUGUUAGUAGAAUGUGAUCAUUGCAGAUGGAUUUCAUCAGAAAAGAUUCUGAAUCUACAACUUAGUAGCUGUAAAAUCUUUCUUCUGAUUACAAUAAAUGUGUAAAAACUGCCAAGUUUUAGACAACAAAUUCGAGCUUAUCAUAUAUAUCUUACAAUAAAUAAAGUUAUUUUAAUCAUGUUGUUUUUGCCACCCAAAUUGUAAUAAAACAUUGUUUGACCUUAGUUCUACCAGUAACAGCAUUGCCUCUUUCAAUAUAUUUUCAAUGAAUAGCCCAGCGCAAAUCAAGCUUUGUCUUAGCUCAUAUUAUGUAUUAUUCUCACUUGUUAUGUGAAAUAUCUUACUAAGUUAUAAUGAAAACGAUUAAAUAAAAGAAGAAUGAUGCUGUCAAAGGUCUUUCUUUUUCUACCAUUAUGAAGUAUGAAUGCUCUUUAUAUAUAUAUAUGCAGAAUGAAUGAUCAUUUUCACAUGUUAUGGGUUCCAAGUGAUUUUUGUUAUUAUUCAGUCGGUUAAUAAUUUGUUUGUUGCUUAGCUUGCUAGUAUCUAUGCCAGUAUUUUUACCCGUAUAUUGUCUGAUUCAAAAUUAUCACAUGCUCUAAAAGUAGAUUGUUUGAUUAUUAUUCAUUUCAGCACCGCAUAUCAUAUGUUAAUUUUGACAAGCAUUCAGUCUUAAUCCUGAAAACUUGAAAAGUCUGUUGAAUUAUUUUACUUGAAUUUCUAAAAUUAUGUAUACUACAACCAUAUUGCCAUAUUGUGUUUGGCCUUGUUGGCAUACUUCAUUUACUUGGUACAUUUUGGUUACAUGCUUCGUAUAAAAAUUCUUGAGAUUGUAAAAGAUAUAAAGCACAAAGGUUGCAACAGUGUUUGAAAUGAAUCUAUCAAAACUUGUCUUGAAUAUGUGGUUAAAAAUACUGCCGUAUGAAGCAAUUUUUUGUAUUUUGUGAACAAUCAGUUAUUAUAUAUCUUGUAGACUAUUAUAUCAGUGCCUUAGCUUAACUAUCAUUGUUUGGAUUGUAUUAAAUAAAAGUUACUGGUUAUGACAAUUUUGUUGUAUAACUUGUACUUUCACUCUAUAUAUUGGCUUGUGUAAUUUAUGCCAUAUUGCACUGCACAUUGAUAUUAAUUUUCAUUAGCCUAUUGAAAUUGUAAUUUGGUUUAAGAAAGUUAUUUGCCGUGAUGUAUAAUGCACUGAUGUGACUACGAAUGAAUGAUGGAUCGAAUCCUA
Styela clava is the source of this 2918-nucleotide messenger RNA. RefSeq names its product adenylyl cyclase-associated protein 2-like. Gene Ontology annotation, cellular component: cytoplasm. NCBI's taxonomy places the organism in Eukaryota, Metazoa, Chordata, Ascidiacea, Stolidobranchia, Styelidae. The record is from RefSeq and is a predicted model, not a curated record. Gene Ontology annotation, molecular function: actin binding; adenylate cyclase binding. Gene Ontology annotation, biological process: actin filament organization; cell morphogenesis; cytoskeleton organization.